Messenger RNA from Drosophila willistoni, 2714 nucleotides. RefSeq names its product glutamine--fructose-6-phosphate aminotransferase [isomerizing] 2 (gene Gfat2). The transcript has a single exon. The coding region runs from base 407 to 2470 and encodes 687 amino acids. The record is from RefSeq and is a predicted model, not a curated record. Gene Ontology annotation, biological process: protein N-linked glycosylation; fructose 6-phosphate metabolic process; UDP-N-acetylglucosamine metabolic process. Gene Ontology annotation, molecular function: carbohydrate derivative binding; L-glutamine:D-fructose-6-phosphate transaminase (isomerizing) activity. Lineage: Eukaryota; Metazoa; Arthropoda; Insecta; Diptera; Drosophilidae.
UUCAACUUGCGCGUGAAUGACAACGUGAUUAUUAGUCACCGCGCUCAUCUCUAACAGACAACCCCGAGAGACACGGUCACACUGGGCGAAUGUUUACACAUUAAUGGGCGAGGGGGACUGAGGGGCAGAACGACGUGUUCUUGGCGUAAAAUUUAUCACUGGGCGAAAAAUUCCAUAAAAUUGUUUUGCGAUAGCAAAGCGCACAAACAAUAACAACAGUGACGAGAGCAUUUCGGAGUGCAGUACUACGAAUAAACGGAAAUCAAGUGACACGCUGCCAGUUUAUAUAAAUUAAGCAGAAGAUACAGAAGCAGCAGCCAAGCCGACGCCGACCGUGCUAAAGUUGACGUGGACACAGCAAAGCUAAAAAGUUCUGUAUUAAUCAGUUAAAGGAUUGCGGAUCAAAAUGUGCGGAAUUUUCGCUUACCUUAAUUACUUAACGCCCAAGACGCGUCAGCAGGUGCUUGACCUGUUGCUGCAGGGACUGAAGCGUUUGGAGUAUCGUGGCUAUGACUCAACUGGCGUGGCUAUUGAUGCGCCACCAGCGGGAAAUGAUGGUGAUGGCGACUCCAUUAUUUUGGUGAAGCGAACGGGCAAGGUUAAGAUACUGGAGGAUGCCAUAACGGAGCUAUGUCAGGGAGCAGAAGCUGAAUUUGGACAGCCUCUCGAUAUUCAUAUCGGGAUUGCCCAUACACGUUGGGCAACUCAUGGUGUGCCCUCGGAGGUUAACUCUCAUCCUCAGCGCUCGGAUGCGGCCAAUAGUUUUGUUGUCGUCCACAAUGGCAUAAUAACCAACUACAAGGAUGUGAAAACAUUUCUGGAGAAGCGCGGCUAUGUCUUUGAAUCGGACACGGACACAGAGGUGAUAGCUAAGCUGGUGCAUCAUUUAUGGCAGACACAUCCGGGCUAUACUUUUGGCCAGCUGGUCGAGCAGGCAAUUCAACAAUUGGAGGGUGCCUUUGCCAUUGCCUUUAAGUCGAAGCAUUUUCCUGGGGAGUGUGUCGCCUCCAGGCGAGGAUCUCCCCUGUUGGUUGGCAUAAAGGCUAAAACUAAAUUGGCCACAGAUCAUGUGCCCAUAUUGUAUGCCAAGGCCCAUCGUCCGCAUAGCCAGAAGCAGUUCCAACUGCUGCCACCUGGAGACUGCAGCGGCGCUGAAUAUCAACCACUGGAGGACAAACAAGUGGAAUAUUUCUUUGCCUCGGAUGCCUCGGCGGUGAUUGAGCAUACGAAUCGUGUCAUUUAUCUGGAGGAUGAUGAUGUGGCGGCCGUCAAAAGCGAUGGCUCUUUGAGCAUACAUCGUUUGAACAAAUCAUCCUCGGAUGAUCCCCAUGCCCGUGAGAUAAUCACCCUGAAAAUGGAGAUUCAGCAGAUUAUGAAGGGCAACUAUGAUUAUUUCAUGUUAAAGGAGAUAUUCGAACAACCUGAAUCGGUGGUAAACACAAUGCGAGGACGAGUCCGUUUCGAUACCCAAACCGUGGUGCUGGGCGGUAUCAAGGAGUAUAUACCAGAGAUUAAACGCUGCCGUCGUCUCAUGUUGAUUGCCUGUGGAACCUCGUAUCACAGCGCGGUGGCCACACGUCAAUUGCUUGAGGAAUUGACCGAACUGCCGGUGAUGGUAGAACUGGCUUCCGAUUUUCUAGAUCGCAAUACUCCAAUUUUCCGUGAUGAUGUCUGUUUCUUCAUCUCCCAAUCGGGUGAGACGGCCGACACCCUAAUGGCUCUGCGUUAUUGCAAACAGCGAGGAGCUCUCAUUGUCGGGAUCACAAACACUGUGGGCAGCAGCAUUUGCCGCGAAUCCCAUUGCGGAGUCCACAUUAAUGCUGGGCCAGAGAUUGGAGUGGCCUCCACCAAGGCAUAUACCUCACAGUUCAUUUCCCUGGUAAUGUUUGCUUUGGUCAUGUCCGAGGAUCGUCUAUCGUUGCAGCAACGCCGCUUGGAGAUCAUCGAUGGACUGUCGCAGCUGGACGAGCACAUUCGCUCGGUUCUGCAACUCAAUAGUCAAGUCCAGGAAUUGGCCAGAGAGUUGUAUCAGCAUAAAUCUCUGCUGAUUAUGGGAAGAGGAUUUAAUUUCGCCACAUGCCUCGAGGGAGCCUUGAAGGUGAAAGAGCUGACGUAUAUGCACAGUGAGGGAAUUCUAGCAGGAGAGCUAAAGCACGGCCCACUCGCCUUGGUUGACGAUGAGAUGCCUGUGUUGAUGAUUGUCCUACGUGAUCCAGUCUACACCAAAUGCAUGAAUGCCCUGCAACAGGUCACCUCCCGCCGGGGACGACCCAUACUUAUUUGCGAGGCUGGUGACAACGAGACGAUGGCCCAUUCGACACGUUCGCUACAAAUUCCCCGUACCGUUGAUUGUCUUCAGGGUGUUCUCACUGUGAUUCCCCUGCAAUUGCUAUCCUAUCACAUUGCCGUUUUACGCGGCUGUGACGUGGAUUGCCCUCGUAAUCUGGCCAAAUCGGUCACCGUUGAAUAAACCAACCAACCCAACCACUCCAUAGCAUCAAGGAUUCCAUUUUGACGAGUAUUUGCCAACGGCUAGAUGGUUAGCUUUAAGUUACAAUGAAAAAGUUGCACUUUAAUCCCUGCCCCUGUCUAUCACAACAGGCCCUUUUCUUGCAUUUUAUAGUUUUAAUUACCUUGUUGACUUUUAAUUUGUAUUGUUAAACAAAAAACCCCUUUUUGAAUGUGCAAUGGAAAUAAACGUAGUUAUAGUUCUA